This is a messenger RNA of Nezara viridula (southern green stink bug), 3441 nucleotides long. NCBI's taxonomy places the organism in Eukaryota, Metazoa, Arthropoda, Insecta, Hemiptera, Pentatomidae. The record is from the annotation of a GenBank genome assembly.
AUGAGUGAGAGCACAUCUCACUUCAACAAAUUAUAUAAAAAAAGACAGCGAUGGUGGGAGGGGGCGGGCAGUGACUAUGGAAAGAGAGGGAUGGGCAUGCCGAGACUCCAACGCCAGUUAGCUGUUGCCUUCAGUAUCGUCUUCAUUGCCACUAUACACAGAGGUUGGAGCGGGCAUCAGGAUGCAGUGCACAUCACUGCAAUACUGGGGGAGUCGGUCGUGUUCAACUGCCAAGUGGACUUCCCAGCGGACCACCCCGUCCCGUACGUACUCCAGUGGGAGAAGAAGGGUGAGGAAAUCCCGAUCUAUAUAUGGUACGACAGUUACCCAACUCACUCCGGCGAGGGAUACGAGGGAAGAGUGUCCAGAGUUUCUCCGGAUUCUCCAUACGGACUUGCAUCUCUCAACCUUACUAACAUCAAGGAAUCGGACCAAGGAUGGUACGAGUGCAAAGUUGUCUUCCUUAACCGAUCACCGAACUCGCACAAAAAUGGGACUUGGUUUCAUUUAGAUGUACAUGCACCUCCAAGAUUCAGCGUCACUCCAGAAGAAGUCAUUUAUGUAAAUACUGGAGAUGCAAUAAUUCUAAACUGUCAAGCUGAAGGGACUCCAGUUCCCGAAAUAAGUUGGUAUAAAGAUGCCAAUCCAGUCGAACCAGCAGCGACGAUUGGCAUUUUUAAUGAUGGGACAGAACUUCGUAUUUCAAGUAUCAGGCAAGAAGAUAUAGGAGACUAUACGUGUAUUGCUAAGAAUGGAGAAGGUCAGAUUAGUCAUACGGCAAGAGUUGUCAUUGCAGGAGGUGCAGUUAUUAUGGUUCCACCGACAAACCAAACGACUCUAGAAGGUAAAAAAGUUCAAUUUUCCUGUGAAGCUAAGGCUCUUCCUGGAAACGUAACCGUUCGCUGGUGGAAGGAGGGCACUCCAGUGAAACAAGUAGCAUCGUUGGAAACAAGAGUCACCGUCAGAAGAGAUGGUUCCCUCGUCAUUAAUCCAGUCGCUGCUGAAGACACCGGAAUGUACACCUGUCAAGUCAGCAACGGAAUAGGUGAUCCUCAGUCGGCUUCAGCAUAUCUUAGUGUUGAAUAUCCAGCAAAGGUCACAUUCACUCCAACUGUGCAAUACCUGCCGUUUCGAUUGGCUGGUGUUGUUCAGUGUUACAUUAAAGCCAAUCCUCCACUCCAGUAUGUUACAUGGACCAAAGACAAGCGCCUACUUGAACCUUACCAAACUAAAGAUAUCGUCAUAAUGAACAACGGCUCCCUUCUUUUCACAAGGGUUAAUGAAAAUCACCAAGGCAGAUACACCUGCACACCUUAUAACGCGCAGGGAACUCAAGGCUCAUCAGGUCAGAUGGAAGUGCUAGUCAGAAAACCUCCAGUUUUCACUGUCGAACCUGAAUCUCUUUAUCAGCGUAAGGUUGGAGAAACUGUUGAAAUGCACUGUGAUGCUCAAGAAGCUGAAGGAACUCAAAAACCAACCAUCCAGUGGCAGAGGAGAGACAACCAACCACUUCAAAAAAGUCGAGUGAGAGUGACCGGAGGAAACAUCACAAUCGAGAGCCUGAGGAGGACCGAUUUCGGUUACUAUCAGUGCGUCGCGAGUAACGAAGUGGCUACCAUCGUUACCAGUACUCAGCUAGUUGUCGAAGGCACUCAGCCUCACGCCCCUUACAAUGUGACUGCCAACGCCAGUGAAUUCGCUGUAUCUUUGCAAUGGCUACCUGGCUACAGUGGUGGGCCUGACUACAACCAGGUGUACACUAUAUGGUAUAGAGAAGCCGGUGUUAACGAUUGGUUAACUAUACCUGUCACCCCUCCAGGAAGCACUCAGGUCACCAUAAAUCGCCUAACGCCAGGGACCACGUAUGAAUUUCAAGUAAUUGGUAAGAAUAUCAUAGGCGAUGGAAUGCUCAGUAAAAUUGUCACCGUCCGAACUCUUGAUGGAACCGCGAUUCCCUCGACUGAAAAGGAUGGGACCACACCUCCUGAUGAUGUGUAUGAUCAAAUUGUAAUGUUUCCAACUGAUGCCACAGGCUCAACCUUGUUUCCUCCAAUAUUUAGGCCAAAAGGUCCACGCCCAGGGCCACCGAGAAAUGUCACAGUUACAGAAAUAAGUAACGGUUUCGUCAUCACUUGGCAGCCACCAAUAGAAAGAGCCAACUUAAUCAACCACUAUUCCAUUCAAUACAAAACCGACGGACCUUGGAAAUCAGUCAGCAAAGGCCAGAUUAGGCCAGAGGAUACAUCUUAUUUAGUGAAAAACUUGGUUGGUGGUAGGACAUAUUAUUUCCGAGUAUUCGCAUACUCUGUGAAAAGCUACGAGAGUUCUGAAACUGUAAAGUUUUCAGUUCCUGCGAGAGUAAAACAUAAGGCCAUCACUGCUGGUGUUGUGGGCGGGAUACUUUUUUUUAUUGUCGCCAUUAUACUUUCUGUAUGUGCUGUAAAAAUUUGCAAUAAAAGAAAACGCCGGAAACAAGAAAAAGAAUAUAAUAUGGUUGCAUGUCGUUUAUCUGAUGCAAGAAACGGAAGUUCAGCAGCUCCAGUCAGCCAAGUGCCUUUGAAAAAAAAUAAAAGCGGAAUACCAGGUUUAAACUGGGUAUGCUGGUGUUGCAAAAAACAAAAAAAGGUGGAACAAGAAUGGGAUGGAGAUUUCUACAUUGAAGGAAGCCAUCAUGUUGGGAAGAUAUCUAGGGAUAGUGACGGCAGAUUUGUAUUAGCAGAUUCAGCGGGAAGCAGCUCGAGCUCAGAUGAUGGAGGUUUCUUAUCCCGACCAGGUUUCAGAAAUGUAGCCUCAUGGAGAAGACCUUUAGUUUGUCCUUCAGAUCUCAGUUUAAGUUCUACACCUCCACUUCAGACUAUAUAUUCUCCGAGAAUGUGUUCACCUGGGUCUUCUCCUUUAUUCCCAGAUGUCGAGGCUAGGUUGAGAAGUGUACAAUACAGUCAAGAACUGCCUUCAUUGCGCAGUGUUCACGAGCAAUAUAGUCAGGAGUUACCAUCAUUAAGAGCGAUUCAAGAACAGCAGAGAAGAAGACGAUACCUGCCUCGACAUGCUCGCUCCGCCCCAGACCUCUUUACUGAAACGUCACCAGAGAGUCGGUCAAGUUCCAGUGGUUUUGGGUCAAAGAAUACUUCUCAACAGAACAGCUCGGGCCAUUCAGAUUGGAGGUACAAACCUCCACCUCCUCCACCCCCUCUCUGGCUUCAGUACACUUCUGCUUUCCCGUCUCCAACACAUUCAGAGCUUAGCCAGCGGCUUAGUGUUGAUGAUCACUAUGAGUUUGAUGUUUAUCCCAUCACGCCGACACCCCCAGAACUCUCCCCAACAUUAAGGAUAAAGUACGACAAUAUCGAAGCAAGAGUUCAAGCUAUGAAAGAGGAGUUCCAUGCAUUCAGAGCUAGGCAAGCAAGAAGAAUGAGAUCAGAGCUUGAGAGUGCUUGCUGA